This is a messenger RNA of Salvelinus fontinalis (brook trout), 992 nucleotides long. RefSeq lists its product as uncharacterized. The transcript has 14 exons. Lineage: Eukaryota; Metazoa; Chordata; Actinopteri; Salmoniformes; Salmonidae. Bases 149 to 889 code for a protein of 246 amino acids. The record is from RefSeq and is a predicted model, not a curated record.
GUUCACAAACAACACAGCAACAACAAUUACAGCAUAAGAAAACAAAUAAUUACUUGACACAUUGGAAACAAUUAACAACAAAAAAACAAGCAAACUGGAAUGCUAUUUGGCCCUAAACAGAAAGUUGAGAGCAGACUUGAGUGAAACCAUGCCGAAAGAGACUCUGACGAUCAUUCUCCUUUUACUCUGUGCUGGGCUUCCAGCUGACUGUGGAGCAAUAGAGUUUCCAGUACUCCAUUCUGAUAUAGCCGGCUGUAUGAAAACGACAUGUGCCAGGAGUAUCAAUGCCUGUGUGGACACACACGGACAGGCCCCCACAGAACAGCUCAAGGGUUGUAUUGUCCGCAAGUGUAGGAAAAUCACCAACCGCUGUGUAGAUCAAUUCUUACAACAGUACCUGCCCCUGUUAUUGGCACAAAAUCCCAAAAUGUCCUCAAUUGUCGAACAAAAUGCCGAGCUGUUCAUGGCUGAAAUGACAGAUGCUUAUCUUGAAUGCUGGCUGGAGACAACAGACUCCGAGGUCGGAGGUUGUUUUAUGUACAGACUCAUUGAUAAGGUACAGCCGUUCAUUACCCCGUUGUCUGCAUUGAUCUUUGAUGAUCCAGUCGUUGUGAGCUGUUGGCUCUCCCAUGCUUUGAAAGGAAUGGUAAGCUGCUAUGGUCAGCUGGAUGACAACUACAUCAAGGAACUGAAAAAAAGAGCAGAGAGAGAGAUGAAAGACAAUAUGUUACGUUAUAUGACAUGCAUGAGCAAACCUAUGAAAAACUGGAACUGGUGUAAAGGACUCUUUGAUGAUCUUCUUGCUUCGUCACCAAAGAGGAAACGCCAGUACAAAGACUUCCUCAUCUGUUCAAUCCACAAUGGGAUUACCGCAACAGCGAAAUGCUAAAACCUGUUUGACGAGGGGAAAGUUAUGCAUUUGCAGGUUUCCAAAGCAACAGGUGACCAGUAGAAACACUGGAAACACUAGAAUGAAUCAUCCACAAACACUA